Messenger RNA from Saccostrea cuccullata (small rock oyster), 1541 nucleotides. RefSeq names its product SH3 domain-binding protein 2-like. The transcript has 15 exons. Gene Ontology annotation, molecular function: SH3 domain binding. Bases 235 to 1494 code for a protein of 419 amino acids. Gene Ontology annotation, biological process: signal transduction. Lineage: Eukaryota; Metazoa; Mollusca; Bivalvia; Ostreida; Ostreidae. The record is from RefSeq and is a predicted model, not a curated record.
CUUGCGGAUAAAACGUUUAAGAGACUCCAUACACGUACAUAUGUGAAAUAAAAAAAUCACUUCCUUGUUUAAAAGUAAUCCGAAAGUAUGAAUUAUACCGUACUAAAUCCUGAUAUGGUACUACCUACUGCGAAAGUGUAACGAUUACAAAUUCUGGACUGUGCAAGGUGACACACCAAGAGCUGACUGAUUUAUUGUAAUUUAUAUAUCAAGAAUGUGAAGAAAGGAACAAAAAUGUCGGACGGAAAAAUUCCUCAACCUUUAGAUAAUAUAGGUUGUCAGGAUCUUUUAUUGGAGGACUACAGUCACAGUGGUUGGUUAAGAAAGCAGAGCUUUAUUAGCAGAUUAGGAAAAUUUAGAUGGCCCCAGAUUUACAUGGUUCUCAGUGGAGGUUGUAUUUAUUAUUUUAAAAAUGAAUACAGUACCCGACCGGCGGGGAAGUUCACCCUUUAUGGGUAUAACACAGUUGCCCGAGCCCAAGAGAAAAUCUCACCCAAAGUGGCCCCCUUCGCCUUCAAAGUUGUUCAUGCCGACCCAGAGUAUAAAACUUACUAUUUCGCUGCUGGUUCGGAAAAAGAAAUGAAGGAAUGGAUGAGGCGUAUAAAAAGUCAGCUAAUGAAAGCUAAUGGACAGAAAGCAGAUAAUUAUUAUUAUAUGCAUAAGAAAGCUGAAAGAGAAAUGAAGGCUGCAGAAGAGGACGAAAAAUCUAUGACGUAUCAGGAAAUAGAAACUGACAUUUACGGUGACACUAAUGCCUUCAAAGCAACCAAUGACUACGCUCUGAAAUUCAAACUCAAAGGAAAAGAUGAUGUGUCAGAUGAUGAGGAUAUCUCUGUACCCGCUCCCCCUCCCCCAAGGAAGCAGGGAAAGGAUGCAUACAAAGAAAGACCCCCAGCCCCUCUACCCGAGGAGGAGAACAAACCGUCAGUCCCUCCCCGACGGCAGGCAGACACGUCUCAACCAGUUAAAGAAAAUGAACAAAGAGAAAGGGGCAAACGAAAAGAAUCCAUGGACGCGGCGGCUAAAGUACAUAAAGAGUUAACAGAGACACUUUCAAACAGUCACUCUAAAGGAAGGCGAAAAGGAUCAAAAGAUAAAGAAAACACUCCAGUUUCUGACAGAAGGAUCGCCGAAAUCAAAGCUGCAGACGAGGAGGAUGAUGAAGAUGAAGAUAGCGAGGACUAUUGGAGUAAUAUUUACUACGAAGGUGAUGAUAAGGAAAGGGCACAAGAAAUUAUAAGGAAUAUUGGUGAGGAUGGCGUGUAUCUAGUUCGAACAGGUGCAGAUGGCGGACAGGUUUUGGUUGUAUUUGCAGAAAACAUGCCAAAGAAAUAUAAAAUUACCAACGAGAACGGUGAAUUUUAUCUCAAGAAGGAGGGUCCCCAUUGUGACUCAGUGGAAAUGUUAAUGUACACCUAUUACUCAACAGAGCUUCCUACAGCAAAAUCUUGUCUAGAAACACCUUACAAGCUCCACUCUAAAUAUAAAGGGUAGCAGCCCUCUUUAAGGUUAGCAGUAUUUAUAAUAUUCUGUUGUACAUU